UUUCUCGCUACAUUAAAUAUUUCCACAAGAUGGCGCUAAACUUAGUUAAUCGGUAACCUGGUCUACAAACAAGUUUUGUCUAUGAUUCAUCAAGUUCUGGGCUCUGUGCACCACACAACCCUCUUUUAGGCAUCAGGGAUAACUGUGAGUAGCAUUAAUAGAUCGGCAAAACACAUUUUCUAUCGGUAGUACACACCCCAAAAAACAUUCAGUGUAAUUUCCAAGCAAUGUAUUUGCCCUUAGCUACAUUUAAUAUAAAACAGACUACCAAAUUUAUAAGGGAAAACUUCCUGGCUCUCGCAGAAGUAAUUGCGCUUUUCCUGCUCUUUUUUAUUUUAUUUAAACCCAAAUACGCUGAGAAAUAAACACGAGGAGGGUGUUCACACCAGCAGACCACACAUACAUUGACCUCCCAUGAUAAGAGGAGAGAAGCGACCCCCUGUCCUGCUCAGACAAACUCGCCCACAUACACGGAGCGACCUGCCGAAGCGGAGACGCGCUGAUACCGUGCGCUAUUCGCUCCCCGGGUGAAGCGCAGAUCUACCGGAGCCUACUGCCUGCCUGCCUCCCUGCCUGCCUGUGAAAAAGUGAUGCUGUCAUAGCCCCCCUGCACCGCGGACAGAGCCUAUUUCACUCCCCCCUCCUCCUCUCCGAACCUCCCCGGAUCCUCUGUGGCUGGCUGUCGGCGGCAGCAGUGCGGAUGUGGAGCCCGCAACGCAACGCUCUACACCCGUCAGCAAGCACCGGAGAAGAAGAUGAAAUGUUUUUCCCGUUAUCUCCCGUAUCUCUUCCGCCCUCCGAGCACCAUCCUGUCCUCCACUUGCCACACCGAAGCUGACAUUAUCUCAACGGUGGAGUUUAACUCAUCGGGGGAGCUGUUGGCCACUGGGGAUAAAGGAGGCAGAGUGGUUGUCUUCCAAAGGGAGCAGGAGAGUAAGAGUCAGCCCCAGCGUCGUGGGGAGUACAAUGUUUACAGCACAUUCCAGAGCCAUGAGCCAGAGUUUGACUACCUGAAGAGUUUGGAGAUUGAGGAGAAGAUCAACAAGAUCAAAUGGCUUCCUCAGCAGAAUGCAGCAUAUUUUCUGCUUUCCACCAACGACAAGACAGUGAAGCUGUGGAAGAUCAGUGAGAGGGACAAGCGCCCUGAAGGCUACAACCUGAAGGAUGAGGACGGACGGAUCCGAGACCCAUCCACCAUCACCACUCUACGGGUGCCGGUGCUUCAGCCUAUGGAUUUGAUGGUCGAGGCUACAGCCAGGCGGGUGUUCAGCAACGCCCAUACCUACCACAUCAACUCCAUCUCUGUCAACUCCGACCUUCAGACCUUCAUCUCCACCGAUGACCUUCGGAUAAACCUGUGGAACCUGGAGAUCACCGACCGCAGCUUCAACAUUGUGGACAUCAAACCAGCCAACAUGGAGGAGCUGACGGAAGUAAUCACCUCUGCAGAGUUCCACCCGCAGGAGUGUAACACCUUUGCCUACAGUAGCAGCAAAGGUUCAAUACGCCUCUGUGACAUGAGACAGGCCGCACUCUGUGACAAGCACUGCAAAUACUUUGAGGAGCCAGAGGAUCCAUCCACUCGCUCCUUCUUCUCUGAAAUCAUCUCAUCCAUCUCUGACGUGAAGUUCAGCCACAGUGGACGCUACCUGAUGACAAGAGACUACCUCACUGUAAAGGUGUGGGACCUUCAAAUGGAGAACAAGCCGCUCGAGACGUACCAGGUUCACGACUAUUUACGGGGUAAGCUGUGUUCUCUGUACGAAAACGACUGCAUCUUUGACAAGUUUGAGUGCGUCUGGAAUGGAUCAGACAGCGUCAUAAUGACCGGCUCUUACAACAAUUUUUUCCGAAUGUUCGACCGGAAUACCAAACGCGAUGUCACACUGGAAGCAUCCAGAGAGAACAGCAAACCCAGAGCUAUUCUGAAGCCUCGCAAGGUGUGUGUAGGUGGGAAGCGGCGUAAGGAUGAGAUCAGCGUCGACAGCCUUGACUUCAGCAAGAAGAUCCUUCACACGACGUGGCACCCACAUGAAAACAUCAUUGCUGUAGCAGCCACCAACAACCUAUACAUCUUUCAGGACAAGGUCAACUAAAGGGCAGCCUGCCCCCUGCUGACCCUGCACCUGUAAGGGGCUGCUGUCUUGAAUUCCCCGACUCUGCUGAUGACGAGCAGGGUAAAAGUAUCCAGUGACUAAAGUGGGGGAAGUGGACACCACACGUUUUAGGAAGCAACAACUUGAUUCCUUGAAAUCAAGAAUGAACUUCUUCAAUUUGACUUCUAAUUUAAUUUAUUUAGCCAUGCGGACACCCGAAGAAUUGUUUCCCAUGCGUUUAUGCAACAAGAGGAUUGCUACCAUCACAUUAUGACGUAGCAGCACUCUGGACCCUAAGGACAGAGGCAGAUGUGGGCACACUGAACAGAAAAUAGAGCACACGGACAGAAACCAGGCCUACGUGAUGGUGGCUCACUGUCAUGUAGCAACAGUGCCCCCUGUCUUUUGGUCUGCUCAUGCUGCAAUCAUGUGAUCAACCCUGCAGCCUCUACGUGAGGCAAAAUUCCUGAACAGCGCAAUGUGCUGCAGAAGAGGAAAAGACUGUUAAUCUCUGACCCGCAGAAACUGAAUUCUCGCUGCCUGUGACACAACACAGUCAGUCUUUCUAGUACCAAUCUCGUGUCUCCUUGUGAGACUGCUGUAGUCUGUAAUGUGAAUGAAGCCCUUCCAGGCUGUGUCAUUGGGUUUUAUUUAACGCUUUUGUUUUUGUUGAGUCCUUCUCUCGGUCAAUGAGUCUGUUUAGAAGCUGUGGUGCCUUCUUUUGGUAUGUGGGGGUUCGAUGUAGUGGAGGGGAGGGAAGGGUCGGGUG
Molecule: messenger RNA, 2865 nt
Organism: Pelmatolapia mariae (spotted tilapia)
Lineage: Eukaryota; Metazoa; Chordata; Actinopteri; Cichliformes; Cichlidae
Gene: ppp2r2ba
Product: protein phosphatase 2, regulatory subunit B, beta a
Exons: 10
Coding region: 756-2096 (446 amino acids)
Cellular component (GO): cytosol; protein phosphatase type 2A complex
Molecular function (GO): protein phosphatase regulator activity; protein binding
Source: RefSeq, a predicted model, not a curated record